This is a messenger RNA of Annulohypoxylon truncatum, 3353 nucleotides long. Its product is annotated as fungal-specific transcription factor domain-containing protein. The record is from RefSeq and is a predicted model, not a curated record. NCBI's taxonomy places the organism in Eukaryota, Fungi, Ascomycota, Sordariomycetes, Xylariales, Hypoxylaceae. Gene Ontology annotation, molecular function: DNA-binding transcription factor activity, RNA polymerase II-specific; zinc ion binding; DNA binding. Gene Ontology annotation, biological process: DNA-templated transcription; regulation of DNA-templated transcription. The transcript is spliced from 3 exons. Bases 358 to 3036 code for a protein of 892 amino acids.
ACUCGAAAACCACAUGUUCAUGAAAAACCUCUCUUUAUACCUACACACACAGAAACACAUGUUAGUCUUCGAAUCUUGAUAGUGUUGGAGUCUCUUACCAACACCGAGAUCGAUAACAACUUCAUGGUUCAUUGGUCAAUCUCUCAUCGACCCAAACUGCCGGAUAGCUUGCGCCACUUCGCCGCCCAUCCCCGGGAAAUAUUAUCGCUAUCAUAUCCAUGUCCAUCAUUUCCUAGCUUGCAUAUGCCCUGAAAAAGUCCACUCUUUCUAUUACGUUUCUCCUCUCUCUAUCAACAUCCAAAUCUUUGUAAACCCCGUUUCACAUAAUCUAAUCUACGGCCGUGAAACAAGAUUAGUAUGGACGGUCCCGAUCUAUCGGGUUUAAGACCACAGACCUCGUUGACUUCUGGUCUUCCCUUUCCAGAUUCCACUCCUCCCCAGACUGCCCAGACUAAGAAGAAGUCGAGGAGGGGCGCGAACCCGUCCAUCCAAAAACGUCGAUGCGUCAGCACCGCCUGUAUAGCAUGCCGACGGCGGAAAUCGAAAUGCGAUGGCGCCCUCCCAAGUUGCGCCGCUUGCGCGAGUGUCUACGGCACCGAGUGCAUUUACGACCCUAACUCGGAUCAUCGUCGCAAAGGAGUAUACAGAGAGAAGGUCGAUAGCAUGAAGGCCCAGAAUUCGACCCUCCAAAUUUUGAUCGAAGCCAUACUUAACGCAGAGGAAGACGACGUCCCCGAGAUAGUUAAGAAAAUACGGACCUGUGACAGCUUGGAUGCCGUAGCCGAAUCGAUACUCAAACAAGAGGAUUUCGGUGGUGGGCGAGCAGUGGAAGAAGAGGAAGAGUUAGAAAAUGAUUAUACCACAGAAAUGCCUAUCGAAGGCGAGAGAGAUCUCGCCCGCAAAAUGGGAGAACUAAGGGUAGAGAACGGAUCGACACGCUUCAUCGGCGGUACGUCCCAUCUAAUACACUGGGAUAUACACGGCACGCCCAAUCCGGAAUAUGAAUAUCGUAAUGCCAAUGCGGCUGAUGUCGACCCUAUCACCAGUUGGUCCGAUGUCACUAAAGAUCCAGAAGUCGUCAAACAUCUCCUCAGCAUGUACUUCAAUUGGCAUUAUCCGUACUUCACAACGCUCUCACGAUCGCUGUUCUACCGCGACUUUUUGAAAGGAAGGUCGAAUAUCUCGCCCAACAAGACGGCUUAUUGCUCGCCGCUGUUAAUUAAUGCCAUGCUUGCUUUGGGCUGUCAUUUCACGGACGCGGCCUGUGCCUACGCGACCGCCGGGGAUAGCUGGACUAAGGGAGACCAUUUCUUUGCGGAGGCUAAAAGGCUGAUCGUUGAUCAUGACGAGUAUGAAAAGCCUCGUUUGACAACGGUUCAAGCUCUGGCUCUGAUGUCCGUCAGGGAAGCAGGCUGUGGCCGAGAAGCUAAGGGAUGGGUCUAUAGCGGUAUGAGUUUCAGAAUGGCGCAGGAUUUGGGCCUCAACUUAGAUAUCGGAGGCCUCAAGAGCGACAACGAGAACCUAGACGAGGGAGAGAUCGACGCGCGAAGAGUCACCUUUUGGGGGUGUUUCUUGUUCGACAAAUGCUGGUCGAAUUAUCUAGGCCGACUUCCACAACUGCCAAAAAAUUCCUACAGCGUACCCAAAUAUGACGUUUUCCCGGACGAAGACGCCGAACCCUGGUGUCCGUACACAGAUACCGGUUUCGACGAGCCAGCGAAACAGCCGUCGCGAACACGCACGAUUGGUCUACAGCUAUCUAAGCUCUGCGAAAUCAGUAGCGACCUUCUAUUGUUCUUCUACCACCCUAACCACAUAGGACGAUCAAGCGGCAAGUCAGUCGAGCUAAAGAAACUUAGCGAACUACACCGGCGGCUCGAGGACUGGCGCAAAGAAUUGCCUCAGGAGCUCGAACCUAAGGAGGGUCAGCUGCCCAAUGUAAUACUGAUGCACAUGUUCUUCCAUCUCCAAUAUAUCCACCUGUUCCGACCCUUUCUCAAAUACUCUCCCGCCACAUCCCCUUUACCACAACAUGUAUCUCCGCGGAGAAUAUGUACCGCAAAUGCAGGUGCUAUCUCCAAGCUGAUGCGUUUAUAUAAGAAACUUUACAACUUACGCCAAAUAUGUAACAUCGCAGUGUAUAUGUUACAUUCGGCCUGUACUAUUCACAUACUCAACCUUCCCGAGAAGACCGCGAGGAGAGAUAUCAUCCAUGGCGUAAAGCACCUCGAAGAGAUCGCCGAGGAUUGGCUUUGCGGACGCCGAACCCUCAGCAUAAUCAGCGUUCUUGCCCGUAAAUGGAACGUCGAACUUCCCGAAGAAGCUUCGCAUGUUUUGCACCGUACGGAUGAAAAAUGGGGUACUUUCAAGACCUCCGAUGUCCCUUCGCCGCGAUCGCAUCUGGCGAUGUCACCCUCAUCCACGGCCACUCACACCACAUCGCCAAAGGCCGAACCUAGCCCCGCGGCUCAUCCUACGCCACCGGCUUCGGCUCCGUCUCCAAAUGUCGGUUUAGGACCAGGUGUAUCAUCGGAGAUCAUGAAUAACUUAACAUCAACACCCGCCAACUUCCAACCCGAUCCACAACUACAGCAACACGUAAUCGAUAAUGUUUCCAUCAUGGGCAAUUCAGUACCCUUGGAUACUGAUGGACUAGAUAAUCCGUCUUGGCAACCACCUCCAACCACGCAGCCCGUUCCCAACUAUCCGCAGACUUUCCCUUCAGUUCCAAGCAGUGCUAGGCCUAACCAAGCAUCACAAGGAAUGAGGCGAGCUCAGCACCCCAACUCUAUCUACGCAGUAGAUGGACAGGACUGGUACCUCAAAGACGGUGUAAGCUGGCAGUCCGGUUUCGAUACGUGGAACAUGGGGAGUGGUCCUUCCGCAUCCAACGUGUCCGAUCCAUCUAUGUUCAUAUUCGCGUCAAACUCCCCGGCUAAUAACUCCGGGCGGUCUCUGACUCCCAUGGAAUUCAACUUCGAAAAUCUGAACAACCUCUCUUCCAUAGAGGGCUGGGAUCUUACGAACUUGGAAUAGUGAAGAGUUGGACGACUUUUUGGUCAGCGGUAACCGAAGAUUGGCAUAUGUACCUGUACCAUAGAGGUCUGAGACCUGGUAAUGGUUAUCUCAAGUGUAUACCUAGGUAGUCUUGGGUAUUAGACGGUUGCUUGGAUUAGCGUGUUAUAGUCUGCUAUAUCUUGGAGUUGUGUAGUGGAUUCGGUCUAAAAGGGGUGAGUAAUAGAUUUUCGAGGGUCUUAUGACGACACGCUGUAUAUAAUGUCUUAGUGCCUCUUACCCCAGUCUUGCUUCACCUCUUGGAUAUGAUGAUGAACAACUAAUGGCAGGUCAGAACA